Messenger RNA from Melampsora larici-populina 98AG31, 519 nucleotides. RefSeq lists its product as uncharacterized. The record is from RefSeq and is a predicted model, not a curated record. The coding region runs from base 1 to 519 and encodes 172 amino acids. The transcript is spliced from 4 exons. Lineage: Eukaryota; Fungi; Basidiomycota; Pucciniomycetes; Pucciniales; Melampsoraceae.
AUGGAGCCGCCUUACUUACCAAUUGGUUUUCAAUCUGGACUGGUCCUUGGAGAAAAGGUCUCACUGGCUAGCACGUAUCGGUUCUCUUUGGGCCACUUCAGUAGCGAGGUGUUUACCACAUCCAAUGGACUCGGAAUGACUCCAAUCACUGUCAUAGAAACGUCGCCUGGGCAGCUGGAAGGCAACUCGUGCUACUAUGUGUACGGCCGUAUCCUAGCAAGACGUUAUCCAAUGGGACCAGGAUUCCAUGCCGACAGGACUAUUCCCAUGACGUCCCGACCAGGCUCGCAGUUCCAAGCUGCCUCACAGGACUAUGUACUUGUGACGAGCAUUGGGAGAGUUCUCGAGUGCUACUUUUCGGAUCAGAGGAUGCGAUGGGUUGUGAAAGAGAGAAUGGGAGAACUUGGCGUUGGGACUUUCGAGGUCGGUAGCAUCCUCAGUUUCGAUGGUCACCUCAUUGGCUAUGCGGCCGGCAGUGACAAAUGGACAAUCAAUGCUAUAGCCGGUCCAGACCACUGA